This is a messenger RNA of Dinoponera quadriceps, 1275 nucleotides long. RefSeq names its product matrilysin-like. The transcript has a single exon. Bases 1 to 1275 code for a protein of 424 amino acids. NCBI's taxonomy places the organism in Eukaryota, Metazoa, Arthropoda, Insecta, Hymenoptera, Formicidae. The record is from RefSeq and is a predicted model, not a curated record. Gene Ontology annotation, biological process: collagen catabolic process; proteolysis; extracellular matrix organization. Gene Ontology annotation, cellular component: extracellular matrix. Gene Ontology annotation, molecular function: zinc ion binding; metalloendopeptidase activity.
AUGUAUCCGUUCGCAUUCGCGGUCGGUGUGUGGUGCAUCGUUACAAUCGUGGGAGAAUUCAACGAUGCGGAAGUGGCGCUCGAAUAUUUACGGAAAUAUGGCUAUCUUAAAACCGACACGUUGUCAAUGUCAUCGAGAAAUAUGGAACAAGUCUUACGUCACGCUCUCGGAUUAUUUCAAGAAUAUUAUCAAAUAUCCGGACAAGGUGAACUGAAUAAAAUCACAUUGGACAAAAUGCGCGAAUCGCGAUGCGGCCUCCCAGACCUUUUGGAUCAGACGGAUCGAAGCAGAAACAAUAUCUGGCCGAAGAAACAUCUCACGUGGAAUUUUCAUCUCGCCGACAACGAAACUAUGAAAGUGACGCAGGCCGCGUUCGAUCUGUGGGUGGCAAAUUCAUCGUUAUAUUUUAAACGCGUAUCUCUGAAUCCCGACAUACUGUUAUCGUAUCGCGAGGGUCUUCACACAAAUAUCGACAAGAAAAUUACUGAUAUGUGCCCGAGUCCUUUAGACGGCCCCGGUGAUGUAGUCGCUCACACAUCCUUUCCCAACGGAGUUGAAGAUUACGUCACGGAGGUGCACGUAGAUAGAGCAGAAUUGUGGCAUAUUCAUAUUAGUAGAAAUCCUCCACGCACGCACAGCCUAUUAUACGUAAUCGCGCAUGAAAUCGGCCACACAUUAGGUUUGCAUCACAGUGAACACCAGGAUUCGAUUAUGUUUGCGACGACGCCCAGUGAAAUAAAGUUUCCCAUUAGAUUGAGCUUAGACGAUAUUCUUCAUAUUCGAUAUCUAUAUGGUUCUAAUUACCAUGGUUCUAUAACUACAACACCGCCCACCACUACAGCUGUUGUAACAACAACAACAACAAAAUACAUCAAUCACGAUCCGUGUGCCCUGCGAGAUUUUGGUAUAAUAUUAAUCAUAAACAACCAACUGUAUAUUGCAUAUGAAAAGUACAUAUGGUCGAUUAAUAUCAACAAAAAUACCUAUGAAAAACCGAUCGUAAUAUCAGAUUAUAUGCAAUUUCUUCCUGACAAUUUCACACACUUAACGGCUGCAUAUCAGAAACCUACGGGCAACCUGAUGAUAUUUGCAGAUAAUUUCAUAUACGUAGUGUCAUAUCUUAGUUACGAAUUGAUUCAGAAACUUUCGUUCAACGAUUUCGGUCUUCCACCUACAGCCAGAAUCAAUACCGCAAUAAACACUAACAAAGGACGGAGUUUCGUUGUGUACAACGAUCACAUACGAGGUCUGUUCAAAAAGUAUCGCGAAUUUUGA